UCCCGCACUCAGCCCCGCUCCAGCCCCAUUCCAGCCCCGCUCUAGCCCCGCUCCCAUUCCCGUUUCAGCCCGCACCCAGCCCCAUUCCAGCCGCGCUCCCAUUCCCGGCCCGGCCGGCUCCGCUCGCUGCCCUUGCGGAUCGGCCCCGGGCCGCCAGCGCUGCUGCGCGCCCCCAGGGUUUCCUGGCCCCGCUGGAGGCUGAGGAAUGUCUCUCACUAACUGCAUCCAGAUGUGCCUGCUUGGCAGCGCGCUGCACGGACAGUACCGAGGGGACGCGGGAUCAGCGCUAUCAAAUGGGCUGGCUGGCUGGAUUGAAUAAGCACUCCUCAAGGCACAAAGCAGCAUGCCAGAAUCACCAAGGCUUUCUUGCCUGAAUCUGGGGACAGGAUCCAGAGGACUUUUUCCCACUUUGGCUCUGAGCAGAAGUGCCAAGUGAUGGAGAUGUGACGACUGCUGCAAAAGAAGAUUUCCACGUUGAAGAACUGAUCAAAUAAGACAGAAGAUCUCCAGGAAAAGUAUGGACAGUGGUGCCAGGCAGCUCAAACACAGCUUUUAGCAGUCCCAGGAACACCAGAGAGACAAUGAGAGUUCGCCUCAAAGGGGAUGUGAUCUGUACCCUCUUCUUGCUGGUAGCGCUUUGUUCUUUGCUCUACUCCCAGCUGGAACAUUUAGUCCCGGCAGGAAAGAAGGAGCCAACACAGAACAAGCCUCGAGUAGCACCAAAAAUAUUCUCCAGUCCCAGAGCACCUCAGAGGCUGAUGCCAGCAGAGACAACUGCACCCAGACCCCACGUUACCCCUGACAUGAGACAAACAGGACUGCCCAAAACCAGGGUCCAAACUACAACUCCACCCCCGCUGACUGAUUCUGCCUUCAACUUCAAGCUCUACCUCCUAAACAAGGAUAACAGGAACUUCAAUCUCCUCAUUAACCAGCCCAGGAAAUGCCAAAAAACACCAGGAGGUCCCUUUCUGCUCAUUGCUAUCAAAUCAGUAGUUGAAGACUUUGACAGGCGUGAGAUUGUCCGGAAGACUUGGGGCAGGGAGGGUUUGGUGAAUGGGGAGCAGAUCCAGCGAGUGUUCCUCCUAGGAACACCAAAGAACAGGACAGUGCUGGCAACAUGGGAGACCCUGAUGCACCAGGAGAGUCAGACAUACCGUGACAUUUUACUCUGGGACUUCAUGGACACCUUCUUCAACCUGACCCUGAAGGAGAUCCACUUCCUGAGCUGGGCUGCUGAAUUCUGCCACAAUGUGAAAUUUGUUUUUAAAGGUGAUGCUGAUGUUUUUGUCAAUGUCGAGAAUAUUGUUGAUUUCCUCAAGAGACACGAUCCCACUGAAGACCUCUUUGUUGGGGACAUCAUCUACAAUGCCCGUCCCAUCCGUGUCCGGAAGAGCAAAUACUACAUCCCAGAGACCAUGUACGGGCUGAGCAUCUACCCUGCCUAUGCUGGAGGAGGGGGGUUUCUGCUGUCCAGCUGCACCAUGAGGAAGCUCUCUAGGGCUUGCAGAGAGGUGGAGCUGUUCCCCAUUGAUGAUGUCUUUUUGGGCAUGUGCUUACAGAGAAUCAACCUCAAGCCCAUUUUACACGAAGGAUUCAAGACCUUUGGCAUUGUUAAGCCUUCUGCUGCCCCACACCUACAGACAUUUGAUCCCUGUUUUUACAAAGAUCUCAUGGUGGUUCACAGCCUGAAAGUUGCUGAGAUCUGGCUAAUGUGGAACCUGCUCCACAGCCCACGGCUUUCCUGCACUCAGAAGAAGCAGGUGAAGAAGCCUUUCCAAUGGAAGAAGAAAGCUCAGACAACACCAGCAUCACCCCUCAGAUAGUGCAGGCAGAGUGCAGCACACACAGCAAACCAGCCAAGAAAGGGAGCCUGGAACUGACACAGCCCAACAAACCAACUUUCUGAGUAUUUAUCACAUCUUAUUUACAACGUAAAGAGAGGAAAACAAACAGUUGCAGGGAUUUGCCCAAAUUCCACAUUUGCACAUACAUGUAUCAUGUGGCUCCUUCUGUACUAAUGAGUCCAAAUUAUCAUAACAUAUAUAUAAUUUAUUAUUAUUUAUUAGGAUUAUGUUAGUGCUUAGUGGGACAAUGUGUAAAAGCACAUUGAAAAAUGCAGUUCUUGGACAUUUUUCAGCAUUGUUAGAAGAGUGAGAAAUGAAAGAAGACACAGAGUAAGAACAGACACCAGGAAGCACAGGAGGGAUCAUUGUCAACUUGCUGUUGACUUGGACUCAUUGAAAAAUGACUGAACAGUAACUAGAGUACAGGAAAUUGAGUCCCCUUAGUGUCUGAUCAAAUCACAUCACUGCUGCCUGACUGGUUUUCUCCAGGCCUCCUAAGAAGAGAAAACAGACAGCUGUUGAAAUGAGGUCCUACAGCUACAGUUCAGGUGGAUUACAAGAAAUCAUACUGGAUGCUGAGGCUGCCAUGGCUGGUGGAGCAAAGGACAGGUAAGUAGAUAACUAGAAAGGAGCAGAUUUACAAAGGGCCUUUAGAGAAAGGACAAGAACUUCAAGUUGAUCGCUUUGAGUCUUGAUUUUUCAUCAUUCUUCUCAGUUCAAACAUCUGCUCUGUUGACAUGCUCAAGAUUCAGGGGACCAGCGGAGGAGGUUUUGGCACUUCCCUGAGCUCAGGCUCUCUGCACUAUGCUGACUAACAUUCAGGGAAAAUUCAGGAGUCAUCAACAGUAUUUGAUUGCUCUCACAAUCUGACCCAGAUUUUCAGAAGGUUUGCGUCUGGAGAGAUCCUUUGGCCUUUGCUUAUAAGCAUAACCCCACACAGAGCUGCUGCUUGCAUCACACUUGGGAGCUGCUUCAAACCAAAGAGUGGACUGGGCUGGUUUCUACAGACUUGGUGCUCUUGCUUAGCACAGUCAGCAGCAGAGAGCAGCCAGGACCUUCAGACUGCUGCGGGUAUCAUGUGAAGGGAGAAAGUUUUCAGACAAAAGGACUUCAGAAUAAAAGUCCAUCUAAAGUCCAUCUAAAUCAAAACCACACACUCUUUCUGUUGGGCUUUCCAAGGUUCAGUUGGGAACUUUGUAAGUAUUUUAAGCUUCAGACAAGAACACUGAAUUGCUCAGUUUUUCAAAGUAUAGUCCAGACUUUGAUGCAUUUUGUUUUUCCCAACAGCAGACUACCUUAGAAGAAUAUACUUUUAUCAGACAUCAAAACAGAAGUGAAUUUCUGUAAAUCAGGGUUAAAAAGCUAUGAAAUUCAUGGGGCAAAGAGCCUGAAUUCACCUCUGAUACUAUGUUUGUUAAUUCUUUUACAAGUUUUUACCCCCUCAACAAAACUCCUGUCCUUCAGAGAACCCCUCGGGAUGGCACAUCCACAGAGCUUCAAAGGAAACUACAAUCAGUCACAAAAGCCCAGCGUUCCUUUCCCUUGCACAAAGCCUGCAGCACAGCUGCAUUUCAUAUCCGUGGGUAAGCUCCCUCCCACCCCGCAGCAGUUUGGGCUCAGUCCUGGUACUAACAAUGCACAGAGAACAGCAGGCUGGGAGUGUCUGUGGCAGCCUGUGAACAACAGCUUCACACGACAGUCAUCUCCAUCAUGAGCUCAAGCCCUACAAUAAUGCAUUUCCAAGAAAAGGUCAGCUAUAUAGAAAUUGAAAGAUUUCUGCAUUUGGGAUAUUUUCACGAUGCAGUCCUGAAAUACAAAAUGUUCCUGUGAGCUUCACAAGGAGCUUUGCUGGGUGUGGAACUAAGCCAAAGCCUCACUGGUAGGACAGGCACCCCCACACCUGUCUGCUACCAUGUAUUUAUGCUAACAUGUAUUUAUGAGAUUGUACAGAAAUGUAUUACCUGUGAGUAGUUCAGAGUUCAGGAAAUUAUUUAUACCAUCAUUAAAAGAGAGCACGCAGAUAUGCUUCUAGUUGUCAGACUGACUUUGUCAAGUACACCUGCACACAUUUUAAGACUAAAACCACAGGAAUUUUUCAUGAAGACAGUGACAUGAAAAAUACAUUAUUCAUUAUUUUGGAUAACUUGGUACAUCUUUCCUCAUGCUGGACUUAAUUUAAUGGCAAUGACAGAAAAAUAAACAGAAUUUACCUUGCAGUUUCCUAUAAGGCAGCUAGUCAGGUUCAGCAGUCUUUAUUAAGGUUUUCCUUUUACACUUGAAGAUGCAGAGAUUGGCUCCUCCCUCUAUAAUGUCUUCAGAUCUGCAAUCUAUCCACAACACAGCAUUAAUGAGUGUGUUUUGUCCCAGAUCAAAGUUGUUGUUCAACAUCUGUGUUGACACAGUCUGUGCCAGCACAUACCCUGAUGACAGAGACAGAACUAGAGUAAACUCUUUACUCCACUAUCUUAGUCUGUAGGAACAGAAAAUUUCUUUUAUCCAGUGAAUACCAAAGGCUCUCUCAAUGAAAGAUCCAUCUGGUUUUGUUCUCCAGCCUCUGCUGCAUGGCCUAUUUGAGCUGGCUUUAAGCUUCCAUUUGCCUCUGCUGUUGAGCUGGAAGUUCACAGAUGCCGUAUGUGAGCAUAAUGCCCUGGGGAAAUGCUGAAGAGCUGUGCUGUAAGCCCUGCAGUUUAUUGAACUCUACUUACUACCACAGUAGGCAAAGGCUUUGACUUCACCCAAGCUGCAGAUUGUUUCCUUAAGGAUGAGAGUCAUUUCAGAAAAUCCUAAAGUGCCAGGUGUGUAUGAGAACUGGCAGGAAGGACCCUCUACCAACCUUUCUGAUGCAUCACAGAAACCCAAACCCAUCCUUUUCAGAGUGUCAGGAGUAUGUUUUAUUAACGGGCUAAUUGAGUGCACCAGUCAUGCUUGCUGUAAAUCUUUGCUUGGCAAAUUUUUUCAUGACUAACCCAGGACAAGAAAAGAAAACAUAAAAACAUCCUAAGUGGGUUCUGCCAGUAGCAAAUAAGCCAAGCAGACUUUCUCAGUAUAAACUUCUGAAACUAAUAGAGUACAGUAAGUUUUAUUGAGUCCCAAGGAUCCACACACAGUCAGGUUUUGUUCCUGCUGUACAUAAGGAGCCAGAUUUGGUCACUAUAAUGAGCAGAGCUGGCUUGAGCCUCAAAUUCAGCACCUCCAAGUGCAUCUCUAGACACAUGAACUGGUGGUGAAUGCCAAGGUCUGUCAUUUGGUCAAGCCACUGCAGACUCAGACAUCAUAAAAAAGAAAGCCAAAGAGGAUUCUGAAGCAAUUCAGUAUUAAAAUCUUGUGCUUCCUGUCUGCAGCUUAAUUAUUCAUCUUUCUACAGCAGGUUCUCAGAAGCAAACCUCAACUGCAAACUCAAACAGUACAAAAUAAUCAAACAGCUCAGAGAACCUUCACUAAAUAUCAGCACUGAGAACAUUCCCUGGAGAGUGGUGAAAGACCAUUAGAUCAGAGAGAAAAUAAAGUCUAUCCCAAAGCCCAGCAUGAAAAACUGCUGAUCUCCUGAGUUGUACCUCUUCCAGCUGGACUUGCAGGUCUCAGCAGCCCAGAAAAUCAGCCCACCACAUUUCCCUAAUGAUGCUACUAUCUGCAGUGACAGUUUUAAAAAACAGUAAAACUUUUAAAUACAAUUUUUCAUUACUUUCUAUACUUAUGAUCAGUGAACAAACCAUACUGAGGAAUGAGAAAGAAAAGUAAAGAGGAAAGUAAACCCAAAGGAGGAGCACAACUGAGUCCCUCCAGGAGUGGCAAACAGCUCCCCCACCAUUCCUGGCCAGCCCAAUGCUCUCUCCAAAUCAUUCAGACUCAGCUCAUGGAUCUUCUCUCUCCUCCUCCCUUUUCCUGUGCUAAAACCUUAGAAAAAACAUAAAACAAGUUUGCAGCCCCCUGUCCCAGGGGGGCUGCCUGAGCUGAGUGGGAAUCAAGGUGUGACAGUAAGACAAAUGGUGUCUACAGCCACAGAAGCAAAAAAGAAAUAAUCUCUGUAGCCUCCCCUACUUGUGGAUGCAGCAGAGCUACCCGGCAAGAGACAGGGUAAAUUCAGGAUUUCAGGGCUGCAGUUCUGAGAGGAGCAGAGGGGAAAACGGAAUACAGCAAAUCAGGCUGGUUUGAUUAUUUAGCUGAUUAGACUGUACAUUGCAUAAUUAUGCUGGGUUUUUUGUGAUUGGUAUUUAAACUAAAUGUCUCUCUGAAGGAUAAUAAUAUGAGAAUGAAACAUAUGCACUCAGUGAAAUAUAGAAAUAUAUAUUAGUGUAGGUGUAAAACAUGUAAGGUACUUAAAACCAGAUUCCAGAAUGGCAAUAUGCAGUACUUUAAAAUAACUAAAGGAGUAAAAUUUAAAAGGGGAACUCAUUAAUGUAUGAAAUAGAAAAGGUUGCAUUAAACCAUUACAGCCAGUCCAGAACAAAAGUCACUUUAAUAACAUUAUCUUACACCACAGAGAGCUCUACUCUGCAAACUCCAGCUUACCUUUCCUGCUGUUUCAAGCACUUGUGUUUCCCAGAUCAUGGGGAGAAAUUAUUUUACCUGCUGGAAAAACAGACAUCUCCACAAACACCACAAGAGAUGGGAUGUAAGCUUUGGGAGAUAAAUAUAAUAACAGUGACUUCAUUAGUUAUAGCAAAAAUUUACAUAGGCAAAGAGUAUGGUAUUUAAGUUGAACCUGAGCCCUCCAACACAUACAGUCCCCACAAAAACAAAUCCUUCAUGAGCUCUGCUUCACUGAGCCUAUUUUUAAUGGUUAAGAGUUAUAUCUCCAGUAAGCUCCAUCUUUCAUUUGGAAAAAGUUUUACUUCAGCCUCUGAAACAACCUGAUUCACACUUCACAUGAAAAGAAGCAACGACAACUAAGCAGUAUUUUAACUCCUCAGACACACAGUGAGGUAUUUAUUUGCUGUGUCAGAUUAUGUCUGACAGAAUCAGGCAAAGAAGUGGGGGCUUUGCACUGGUGUAAUCAAGGUUUUAGAAAAAGGUGUUUAUCGGGCAAAAGUUGACACAGAACAGUCGUAACUAGCGUGGAAUAAUAUUUCUUACAUCAUAACACCAAAAAUUAUUCUGAACACAACCAAUCCAUGUGAAAUUGUGCCAAAUCUGACAACUUGGUCUUUGCCCAAAUACUCUGGAGAAAGCAAGCAGAGAGGGCUUGGACAUAACAUUUCUUUCAAAGUAAGAGCCACACUGAUUCACACAUGCAGAUUUAUUCUCCAUGUACAUUUUAAGCCACCAAACACAAAAACCUAACAGACAUUCUGGCUUAGAGUAGUUAAGUGACUAACAGGUUCUAACAGCAGGCAGAAAGUCAGUGUGAAGGGGGCAACAACACCCUUGAUUUCCUUCUGGAAAACAGCAGCUGGCCCCUAAUCUCCAGCCAGCCCCCAAGCUAUGAUGAAUCACCAUCUUCUUGUAGUGCUGAAAGAUUUUGUUUUAAACAGCCUGGAUGGGAGCUCUGGAAUAUGAAUGAUCAUGAUCACAUGAAUCAGUUCUCACACACCAUAUGAUUACUCUUUCAGAAAAAAAAAAUCUGUUUAGAAUUAAAAAUGUGACUGUUCCUGGCAACAGAAGGAAUUUUUCUUAUCAGGAACUGCAUUUUGGGGAACAGAGGGUUUUAGUAUUACACAGCAGCACUCAUCCAUACAGCACUGCCUGGAGCCAUCACAGGAGCCCAAGGACUGCCUGAAGAAUACAGGAAGAAAUGUCAGCCUCACCUCCUUAAAGAAGGGCACAAUGAUAAGUUUUAUUAAGUGUAAACAAAUUAAAUACUGUGGCCAGUACUGCAAUAUUCAAGUUAAGCAGAUACACACACAGACUCCUCACUUCUUUACAAAGGAAAACGGCACACAUCAGAAGGGCAUCAUAUCCACUACAUGUUUUAUUAAAAAUGCAAUUGUACUUUGUAUCAAACAGUUUUACCAUAUGAAACCAAAAUGAAGGACCAAUGCACAUGUUGCCAACAUGCAGGAUCUGCAUCAAAGCACACAGGAUUUUUACAAGGAACAAGGCCACCUGGCAAAAUGAGAUCCAAUGCAGCCCAAAUCUCUGAGUUCCUCUGGGAGGGGGAGGCAGAACUGGCCCCUUGCUCCCCCUUGCACAGAACAGCUCUUGAUUCAGAUGCACUGCCUCGUCCCAGCCUCCCUUCCUGCCACACUGCCAUCCCUGCCUUGUCCCCCAGAGCUCCUCUACUCCUGCCUCUCUUCUUUCUGAUUUAAACCCAGCACCAGUCCCCUCUACCCAUUCCUGAACUUCUCGUGCCAGGAAGUCCUUAAAUGCUCCACAAUGCUUCUCUAAUGCUCAGGAACUGCUUGGCUUGGCUUAGUCCGAAUAGGAGCAAACAGAUCAAAACAAGAGAGUUGUGAACAGCUGCGCUCACAAAGGGUGGGUGAGGAAACCAGUAAGAGCAGCUCCACAUUAUCUCUCCUGGUGCUUCUUCAGAUCUGCCUCUCCCAAAAGUCAUAUGCUUUGAGCUCAGCACAGCAGCAACAGCCAAGAUGCAAAAUUGCCUUUAAUUUUUUGUCUGUGCACAGAAUUUUUCAAUAUCAAGGGGCUGACCUAGAGAAGUGUAUGGGUUGUUAAAAGAGAAGUGUUAAUUACCAAUACUAUUUUAGUCACUUGGACACACCAGAUCCUUACAAGUCAAACUGGGAGUCACUGCAGCUAUUAAAUACCUUUGGUUAGCUGCUGCUCCUGUCUCAGGGUUCAUGCUAUAGUAGCAGGCCUGACCUCACUUUCCUGAAGAAAUUCAUCUCAAUAUACUUGAGAGCAGGAUAUUGGUGGCAUCUGCAUAGCCAUUACUCAAAUCAUCCCAUCAAGGAUUUAUCUCCUCUUGCAGCUUGUCUGGAGCCUUUAUUAGAAAAGGAUGAAUUAAAAUGAAUUGCAGUUAGCAUCAGGAUUGCUGUCACAUUGUAGUAACAAGAAUCAGCACACACAGCAUCUCAGUUCAGAGACCAUAAAAUUCUGCAAGAGCACAGAGCCACACAGCAGGCAGGGUCAGUUUGUAUCCAGCACCGAGGGAUGCUGCAGGAGGAGGGCCAAGUGCUCUGCCUGCCCCAACAGCCAGUGCAGGAGAAAGAGAUGGAAACGAGUCCCAUUCCUUGUGCCCUGCAUUAACCUUUGAGCUGCUUCAGGGCAGGGAGACUCCCAGAGCUUUUCUGUGAAGUCCCUUGCGGCACACGAACGCAGCAGAGAAUUCACAUUUGCUGCUUUCACUGCAGGCAUUUCCUCCCUGCUGCUGUGCCAUAUUCCCCCUCUUUGAAGCUCCAUCGAUUUCCAUGAUCCCCAAGGGCCCACAGAAGCAGAACAAUCUCAUUUCUGAAGACAACGCAGAGCCCACGGUGCUAGCAACCACAGUUUAAAGAUUUCCCUUCUCCACUUCAGGGCAAAACCUUACAAAAUGCUUUAAUGUAUCUACCAAGUUAUGUUAGUUACUGCUUCUUUGGAGAACAUACUGAACUGGCUAUAAAGUCACUAUAGACUAGUCAAGUACUUCAAAUACAGUAUCUGAAAACCAUUAAAAUAAAAACUAAUUGAUAAGAAAACAAAGGCAAGAACAUCCAAGAUUUUAUUACAAAAACACCCAGCAACUGUAUUUAACACAAAAACAGUAACUGAGAGUCUCUUUUUAUUUUUCUUUCAGUGUACAUGCUCAUUAUUAUUCCAUUUAAUUUACAGAAGGGCUAUGUAAAAUGAAAUCAAAAUUAGAGAGGAAACAAAAAGGAAGAUUGAGGCAUAGAAUUUUCUUAGCAAGCAACGAUCACAGGAGACAGCACAGAUUGAACAGGGAUUCAACAGGAGUGACACCUAGGGAUAAAGGUAAACAGUAACUUUUUCCUUAUCCAUUAGAUUCUCCAUGGGGCUUUUUUGUUUGUUUUAGCAAAACAGUUUAGAGUAUCACAGUAUACAGGAAGACUAAAUGGCAAAGAACGUCUCACACACACACAUACACACAUUUAUCCCUGCUACUGGUCCAGAAUCCAAAACUUCAGUUAACAUUCGAUUUCCUAUCUCUCAUUCAUUGAUAAACUAUACAGGAUUACACUGUACAUGGAGUUAAAAUUACAAAAAUGUCAUAUUUACAAAAAUCUGUACACACAUAGUAAAACUCACAAAAUUGUAAUCUAUGUAUCACAAGUUGCGACACCAAAAUAUUAAAAAUGGGAUAAAAUUAUACAUUUCUCUUGUCCAUUUUUAAAAAGGGUUCAUUAUUUCAAAGACAGACCACCUAUUUCUCCCAAAUAAGACUGGUAAGAGAACUAGAAACCUAAAGUAUCCUCCUGGGAUAAAAUGUUGCGAGCAGCAUCUCCCAACUAGAAAGAAGCCUAUAUCCUGUCUGCUGGGGUGGGGUGUGCAGUUAGCAUAUAUGUACAGAAAUGGUGAAACUACAACGAGGAUGUCUUUGGCUAAACCUUUGGCAUAAAUUAAAAUCACACAUCAAAAGUUACAGAAAAGGUUAUCUUGGUGAUGGCGGAAUUCCAGAAUUUCUUUCUGAGAUACCAUUAUAUACAGCUUUUCUUUCUCUGAGGAAACAGAGUAGGAAUAAAGGAUUUUGGAACAGAGGCAAAUGAGGCAACAUUAUUUCUUUGUUAAAUUUUUCACUAGUAUGAAAAAUUGUAUCAAAUCUUUUCAUUAAAACAUAAUUCAGUCAUAGAAAUAACCCCUUCCAGAAUUUUUUUUUCUUUCGAAAUUGCAUAUGAAAAAAAUUAGUAAACCAGCCAUGACAGAAAAAAAUUGUAUCAGCAUAUCAAGUACAUAUUAGUGCAGGAAGGUGGAUAAAUUUGAUCCACUGUAUAAAUAAGCUUUAUGCGCAGUGUACAUUAAAUAACCACCACACCCCACUCACACCCAGUACACAGAUGCUCCUCAGUGAAGAUAAACGUUUAUCAAGUAAUUAAAGUGUAUGUAGUGCAAAUGUUACAACCAAGUAUUAUGCACAUGCUACUUGCUUGGUUUAAAGUUACACAAAGAUGUGGUGCCUGAAAUCAUGGACAUAUAUACAUCCUUGUCACACUUGGUACAAUGUCCUAAGCCACAGAAAUACCGAGGUGUUUAGAUCUAUAUAUAUAUACACACACGUUUUCUUAAAAUGUGACCACCACAUCAAUACAGUAACACAAACAGACUAAAAUCAAUACCUGCUUCCAGAUGCUCCAAGGCUCAGAAAGUUUGUGCUUCUAAUUCUUGCAGUCAUUACGUGCCCCUCUUCCAUUUCCCCCUUCUGCCAGCUGAGAAGGAGGGACAGUCUCUUCAGGUCUGUGCUGCAUAGGAUGAGGGCAACGGAGAGGAAUAAAUGACGGCACAGGCACCUAAGCUGCUUUCCUCCAUCAACAGUUCCAUGCCCCAUGAUGAAGGGUUGAGAGAAUCUCCUCUCCACCCCAUUCCUGGGUGGAAAGGCUUAUUGAAAAAAAAAAAAUAAAA
Molecule: messenger RNA, 11294 nt
Organism: Prinia subflava (tawny-flanked prinia)
Lineage: Eukaryota; Metazoa; Chordata; Aves; Passeriformes; Cisticolidae
Gene: B3GNT9
Product: UDP-GlcNAc:betaGal beta-1,3-N-acetylglucosaminyltransferase 9
Exons: 4
Coding region: 582-1826 (414 amino acids)
Cellular component (GO): Golgi membrane
Molecular function (GO): hexosyltransferase activity; UDP-glycosyltransferase activity
Source: RefSeq, a predicted model, not a curated record